AUGGAUUUAAAACUCGCAAAAAAUAACCGAGCCUUUCCGGAGCAUAGUUUUUGGGAUUUUAAAGGCAAAGUUGACUACGUUGAUGAAUGGUUUCUAAUGAAAUCGCCGGUACCAUUACUGUUUUUGUCAAUAACGUACUUAUUAUUUGUACUUAAACUUGGCCCUAAAGUUAUGAAGUUAAGACAACCGUUCCAACUAAGAAGGGUUAUAAUAGUAUACAAUUUAUUUCAAGUGGCAUAUUCUUGUUUUCUUUUUUACAAAUGUUCCAGACUGAUUUUAGCUCACGGGCUACUGAGUGCGUCAUGUUUAAUGGAUAAAGAAGACUCUCGAUGGAUUGUAUCUACUACCAUUUAUUAUUACUUCUUUGCAAAAGUAACAGAGUUGAUGGACACGAUUUUCUUCGUCUUGCGCAAGAACUAUCGUCAGGUCACAUUCUUGCAUAUAUAUCACCAUUCCUUAAUGAUGUGGAGCACUUGGAUUGCUUUGAAAUAUGAACCAUCCUACAGUGUCACAUUCCUUGGGACGAUUAACUCUUUCGUUCAUAUAAUCAUGUAUGCCUAUUAUGCGUUAUCGGCGUUCCCUCGUCUCAAUAAAUAUUUGUGGUGGAAAAAGUAUAUUACUUUGAUGCAAAUUGUGCAGUUCAUGUGCAUAAUAUUACACGCGGCAGCGAAUUACGCCCAUGCAGGGUGUCCACCUUCAUAUACGUUAUUAGCAGCAAUCCUAUUAAAUGCUUUACUAUUUGUUUAUCUAUUUGCUGAAUUCUAUUUUAGCGCUUAUGUUAAUAAAAAUAAACAUAAUUCGAAUAGUAAUACGAACAAAUCAGCAAACGGAUUAGUCAAUGAAAAAUCAGAUUAG
Parnassius mnemosyne (clouded apollo) is the source of this 855-nucleotide messenger RNA. Lineage: Eukaryota; Metazoa; Arthropoda; Insecta; Lepidoptera; Papilionidae. The record is from the annotation of a GenBank genome assembly.